CUCACUCAUCUCUCUCAUGGUGUGAUGUGAUAAUGAACGUCGUGCGUUUUCGAUUUUAUUAAAACAUCGUGAUCGUUGAAGACGUUGAAGACAUAGUUUAAGUGGAACUAGUUCAGUGCAGUUCUAGGUUUUAAUGUCGUGACAGUGAAAAUGCAGUUCUAUAAGGAGAGGAUUUUAAAUGCCGCACAAUUAAAAAAACUCAGUGAACACAAAUACUCGUGUACGAGUAGCAGUAUUUUGGAUGCAUGGCUCCAGCCCUGGUGGUGCUGGUUGGUGUCGAAGACUCCGCUAUGGCUAGCACCGAAUCUCAUUACAAUAUUAGGAUUAAUAGUUAAUAUCGUCACCACACUCAUAUUAAUCUGGUACAGCCCAGACGCGCGCACAGACCCGCCCCGGUGGGCGUGCCUGCUGUGCGCGGUCGGCGUGUUCGUCUACCAGAGCCUCGACGCCAUCGACGGCAAGCAGGCGCGGCGCACGGGCAGCCAGUCGCCGCUGGGCGAGCUGUUCGACCACGGCUGCGACUCCAUCUCCACGGUGUUCAUCGCGCUCGGCGCCUGCACCGCCGUCAACUUGGGGGAAUACCCCACGUGGAUGUUCUUCCAGUGCUUCUGCGCAAUGACGUUGUUCUACUGCGCGCACUGGCAGGCGUACGUGACGGGCACGCUGCGUAUGGGCCGCGUCGACGUCACGGAGGCGCAGUACUCCAUCAUCGCCAUCCACCUCGUGUCCGCCACGCUCGGCGCCCGCUUCUGGUCCACGCAGAUCCCGUAUACAUCGGCGCCGUGCGCGCUGAUAGUCACCAGCGCGUGUUUCUUGGCGCAGCUCAACCUUGUGCUGGGCUUCGGUGCCACCUUCCGCGUGAGGGGCGCGGGGAAAAACGGAUCCACCGUCGCUUUACCGCUGGGCCUCGACGUGCGUCUGGCCUCCAAUAUCGCGGUCGUCCUAAUGUCUCUCUACCUCAUACUGGGAUACAUUAAUGUCAUUAUGAGGGGCGGAGUGGGGAAAAACGGCUCCACCGUUGCAGGCACGAGCAUCCUGUCGCCGGUGAUCCCGUUCUCGCUGGUGGUGGUGCCAGCCUUCAUCAUCUUCCAGAAGUCUGAGUCACACGUGUACGAGAACCAUCCCGCGCUCUACAUACUUGCCUUUGGGAUGGUGGCCGCCAAGGUCACUAAUAGAUUGGUGGUGGCGCACAUGACGAAGAGCGAGAUGGACUUAUACGACUGGUCGCUGCUGGGCCCGGCCAUGCUGUUCCUUAACCAGUACUUCAACAACGCCAUACCCGAGUAUUACGUGCUAUGGCUUUGCACGAUAUGGGUGUGCGUGGACCUGGUGCGCUACUGCGGGCAGGUCUGCAUGGAGAUCUGCGCGCACCUGAAGAUCGCGCUAUUCCGCAUCCACCCCCCGCCCGCACCCCCCGCAGCCCCCGCAGCCCCCGCCAACGGUACGGCCCGCCGCGUGUCCGCGCUGACGAGUGACAGUGAAAAGUCAGAGUCGGAGGAUUCGGCGCCGCUUUUAAACAACAACUCUAUUAGCUAAAACUCCCUUCAUUCAACGACAAAAUAUUUGCAUUGAUA
Messenger RNA from Cydia amplana, 1574 nucleotides. It is a transcript of the gene bbc, whose product is annotated as cholinephosphotransferase 1. The record is from RefSeq and is a predicted model, not a curated record. The coding region runs from base 151 to 1536 and encodes 461 amino acids. Gene Ontology annotation, molecular function: ethanolaminephosphotransferase activity; diacylglycerol cholinephosphotransferase activity. Lineage: Eukaryota; Metazoa; Arthropoda; Insecta; Lepidoptera; Tortricidae. The transcript is spliced from 9 exons. Gene Ontology annotation, biological process: phosphatidylethanolamine biosynthetic process. Gene Ontology annotation, cellular component: Golgi apparatus; endoplasmic reticulum membrane.